AUGGGCGGCAGCACACUCGCGCAAGUGCGCGGCCGUUACGUCGCAUCGAAGAAUGCCCAAAGGCACCCCGAAUUAAAGGAAAGACCUGACGUGGCGAACCCGGAGGACGUGGUGCCGCCCAGGGACCUCCUCGACCUCAACGCCCGGAAACGUGCAGUAAAAGUAACCCCAUCCACGAGGCAACAAUUAACACGGCAGCUUUUAAGAGCCCCGUUGCACAUGCUCGGCCGCUCCUCGGCCCUUCGGCUUUACGCCGCCCAAGACAUGCUCGGCCGCUCCUCCGACCUGGCUGAAACAUUCAACACCCUGCGAAGGCUCAGCCUGCGCCUCAACCCCGCCAAGUGGGUCGAAGCCGAGCCCCUAGCAACCAUCACGGAGUCACAAGUGCAAAAGUUCGUGUGGAGAAACCUCGUAACUCGGUUUGGCCUGCCCCAGUCCAUCGUCACCGACAAUGGACCUCAGUUCGCCGGCAGGAGGUUCCAAGAGUUCUGCGCCAAGCACAAGAUUCAGCUGAGGUUCAGCUCGGUGGCUUACCCCCUGGCGAACGGACUAGCUGAAGUAACCAACCGGUCCAUCAUCGACGGUCUCAAGAAAAGAGUGUCCGCUGCCCGAUCGGCCUGGAUCGACGAGCUCCCGAGCGUCCUAUGGGCGCUGCGCACUACCCCUAAGACCCCAACGGGGGAGUCUCCCUACAGCCUCACGUUCGGGACCGAGGCCGUAUUACCAUCCGAAGUAGCUGUCCCGACUCCGCGGACAGCAGGCUACGACGAAGAGGCCUCGGGUGAAGGGCUCCGAUCCAACCUGGAUUUGCUCGAAGAAAGACGGGCCGACGCGCACCGGAAAACCCUUUCUUACAAAAGAGCCAUAGCGAGGGUCUACAACUGGAGGGUACGACCCCGAUCGAUAAAGCUAGAGGACCUGGUCCUGCGCAAAAUCGAGGUCAGCCACCCGACCCGAGUAAGGGGGAAACUGGCCCCGAAGUGGGAAGGACCCUAUCGGGUCAUCGAAGUGUCCCGACCAGGGACGUUCCGACUCGCAACAAUGGAUGGCGACCCCGUGCCCAGGACUUGGAACAUACAGAACCUUAGGAAAUACUUCAUCUGA
This is a messenger RNA of Musa acuminata AAA Group (dessert banana), 1104 nucleotides long. RefSeq lists its product as uncharacterized. The record is from RefSeq and is a predicted model, not a curated record. Gene Ontology annotation, molecular function: nucleic acid binding. The transcript has 2 exons. Gene Ontology annotation, biological process: DNA integration. Bases 1 to 1104 code for a protein of 367 amino acids. NCBI's taxonomy places the organism in Eukaryota, Viridiplantae, Streptophyta, Magnoliopsida, Zingiberales, Musaceae.